Molecule: messenger RNA, 666 nt
Organism: Penicillium hordei
Lineage: Eukaryota; Fungi; Ascomycota; Eurotiomycetes; Eurotiales; Aspergillaceae
Exons: 3
Coding region: 1-666 (221 amino acids)
Source: RefSeq, a predicted model, not a curated record
AUGAGUUGGGACUACAAGGUUGACAUCUGGAGUGUUGGCAUGUUGAUCUGGGAUCUUUUUGAGCAUCGCCACCUUUUCAGGGCUCGAAAUCCCGCGCGUGAACUUGAUGAUGGGUAUCAUCUUGCCGAAAUGCAGGCGGCCUUUGAGCCCUUUGUCUACUCCAACCUAGUUGUGUAUAGUGACUAUGAGCACAAAGAUGAGAGGCAACGUGGAAUAUCUCUCCAAAAUUUCCAAAAGCUCACAUCCGGCCACCGUGCUGAAUCAAUAGGAGAACCAACUUAUCGCACGCUGGAAGCCCGGAUCGAAAUCGACGAGAUUGAAGAUUGGGAAGAGGUGAUAGAUGUGAAAGCGGGAUGGGGCGAUCCGGAAUUACGGACUGAAGAACACUUCUAUCGACUUCUUAUAUCGCUCGGCUAUGCGGCCCGACGUAUGCCCCGUUUAAAGAACGUGAAAAUCAAAGUGGAAAGCCAAAAUCCGUUUACCCUCUAUCUUCGGAAUAAGGCGGACCAGAUUACUCUAGAAUGGGAGUGUUAUCCCCCAUAUCGGCCAGAUACUCGGGUGGCAAAGGCGUGGAAUUUUGACCUAAAUGUUGUGGAAACUUACCCUAGAUGGGAGGAUCUUUCUUUUGUGAUACUUCCGACCUGGCGGCCCAAUACCUCUAUCUAG